UUUACGGAAUGAAUGUUCAACAAGUGUUAAAAUGUCAUGUAACAUACUAAGGAAUGAAUGUCAAACAUUUGUCUUGAAUGUUAUGAAACUUACCAAGGAGUGAAUGUCAGAAGAUAAACAAGACCAUGUACAGACAUGCAACGGUUAAAAAAAAAAAAGAAGGUAAACUUCACCAAUCAUACCUAACAAUCUCUUCUCAUUUAUAAAUUUCUGCCCAUUCGUUACUCGGUCAUACACAGUCACACACUGAGCUAACUUUCAUCAACACAAUCCCAAGUCCCAACAGCUAAAAAAAGAAGGUAGAAUGGCAGCUAAAAGCAAGAUCCUGAUCAUCGGAGGAACAGGCUACAUCGGGAAAUUCAUCGUGGAAGCGAGCUUGAAAGCCCGCCACCCCACCUUCGUCCUCGUCCGGCAAACCACGGUCUCCGAUCCCGUCAAGGGGAAGCUCGUCGACAGCUUCAAGUCCUCCGGCGCCACUCUGUUGCAUGGUGAUCUCUACGACCACGAGAGUAUGGUGAAGGCGAUCAAGCAAGCCGAUGUGGUGAUAUCCACCGUCGGAAGCUUGCAGCUUGCUGAUCAGACCAGGAUCAUUUCCGCCAUUAAAGAGGCCGGCAAUGUCAAGAGGUUCUUGCCGUCGGAGUUUGGGAACGACGUGGACCACGUGAACGCGGUGGAGCCGGCGAAGACAGCGUUUGACACCAAGGCCGGAAUCCGGCGCGCCAUUGAAGCUGCAGGGAUACCUUACACUUACGUGCCGUCCAACUUCUUCGCCGGGUAUUUCCUUCCGACGUUGGCUCAGCCGGGGCUCACUUCUCCGCCCAGAGACAAAGUCACCAUCUUGGGAGAUGGUAAUCCUAAAGCUGUGUUCAACAAGGAAGACGACAUUGCAGCCUACACGAUUCGAGCGGUGGACGAUCCGAGAACUCUGAACAAGACCCUCAUCAUCAAGCCACCAAAGAAUGUCUACUCCUUCAACGAGCUGGUGGCUCUGUGGGAGAAGAAGAUUGGCAAGACUCUGGAGAAAACUUAUGUUCCAGAGGACCUACUUCUCAAGCAAAUCCAAGAGUCUCCAUUUCCGGUGAACAUCAUACUGUCGAUCAGCCACUCUGUGUUUGUGAAAGGGGAUCAGACCAACUUCGAGAUCGACCCGGCAUGGGGAGUCGAAGCAUCUGAGCUCUACCCGGAUGUCAAGUACACGACUGUGGAGGAAUACCUGGAUCAGUUCGUUUGAUUGUGCUGUAAGCUGGAACUGGAAGUUCUCAUUGGAAAUAAGAUUUGUGCGUUGUGACAGAAAUAAUGAGGGCCAGGGGGUCAGUUUAUGAUGUGGGUUUGUUUCAAAGUUUUUACUUUUUUCCAUGUAAUCUUACAGGAGAGUGAUCUGAAUCAGUGUAAUGCUAAUGUAGUUGGGACUCUGUUGAAAUAAACAUCUCAGAUCGAG
Messenger RNA from Linum trigynum, 1438 nucleotides. The record is from the annotation of a GenBank genome assembly. NCBI's taxonomy places the organism in Eukaryota, Viridiplantae, Streptophyta, Magnoliopsida, Malpighiales, Linaceae.